This is a messenger RNA of Lepus europaeus (European hare), 4365 nucleotides long. It is a transcript of the gene SPRY4, whose product is annotated as sprouty RTK signaling antagonist 4. Gene Ontology annotation, cellular component: cytosol; membrane. The transcript is spliced from 2 exons. The coding region runs from base 201 to 1100 and encodes 299 amino acids. Lineage: Eukaryota; Metazoa; Chordata; Mammalia; Lagomorpha; Leporidae. The record is from RefSeq and is a predicted model, not a curated record. Gene Ontology annotation, biological process: negative regulation of MAP kinase activity; animal organ development; multicellular organism development.
GCGGAGCUGACAGCGCGGAGCUGGCGCUGCGGAGCGCAGGCAGCCUUGCCGGUUCCUAGUGCCGGCGUCUGCGCGUCCCGCGGCGGCUGACCCGCCUGGGCUCGAGGCUUCACACAGACGGGGAGCGAUGCUGGUGACUCUGCGGCUCCUCAAAGGCCCCUAGAAGCCUGUUCUCAGCGCAGCCCAGGACCUCCGGCCCCAUGGAGCCCCCGAUCCCACAGAGCGUCCCCUUGACUCCCAGCUCGGUCAUGGUCCAGCCCCUUCUCGACGGCCGGGUGCCCCACGGCAGGCUCCAGCACCCACUCACCAUCCUCCCCAUCGACCAGAUGAAGGCCAGCCAUGCGGAGAACGACUACAUAGACAACCCCGGCCUGGCGCCCCCCUCUGGCCCUAAGCGGACCCGGGCCGGGGCCCCAGAGCUGGCCCCAACGCCCGUCCGCUGCGACCAGGAUGUCACCCACCACUGGAUCUCCUUCAGCGGGCGCCCCAGCUCCGUCAGCAGCAGCAGCAGCACCUCCUCCGACCAGCGGCUUUUGGACCACAUGGCCCCGCCGCCCGUGGCCGACCAGGCCUCACCUAGGGCAGUGCGCGUCCAGCCCAAGGUGGUCCACUGCAAGCCGCUGGACCUCAAGGGCCCGGCAGUGCCCCUGGAGCUGGACAAACACUUCUUGCUGUGCGAGGCGUGCGGGAAGUGCAAGUGCAAGGAGUGCGCCUCCCCGCGAACGUUGCCCUCCUGCUGGGUCUGUAACCAGGAGUGCCUGUGCUCCGCGCAGACCCUGGUCAACUACGGCACGUGCAUGUGCCUGGUGCAGGGCGUCUUCUACCACUGCACCAAUGAGGACGAUGAGGGCUCCUGCGCGGACCACCCCUGCUCCUGCUCACGCUCAAACUGCUGUGCCCGCUGGUCCUUCAUGGGCGCCCUCUCCCUGGUGCUGCCCUGCCUGCUCUGCUACCUGCCCGCCACAGGCUGCGUGAAGCUGGCCCAGCGUGGCUACGACCGCCUGCGCCGCCCAGGUUGCCGCUGCAAGCACACGAACAGCGUCAUCUGCAAGGCGGCUCCCGGGGACGCCAAGGCCAGCAGACCUGACAAGCCUUUCUGACACUUCGGGCCCAGGCCCCAGCGCUCCUGCUUGGGAAGUUGUGUCCCUCCUGGCGGCCUCCCGAGGCUGACCUUGCGGAUCUGAUCUGAUGCACCCAGCCCUCCUCAGUCCCCCAGAAGGAAGCAGCAGCAGCACCUUGGGGUUUCUGCAGGGUCCUGAACUUGGCAUCAGACGGACGGUGGUGGGCACAGGGUGUGCUUUGGGAGGAUCUUUGUUUUAGAGGAUGGAGCAUACACGCGGACACAGCUCCGGAAGUCGCAGCUGCCUCAAUGCCUUCCCAGCGUCCUCCUUCCUGCUAUUUUGGGAGGAGCUGGCUGCCUGGGAGGAUUUGUUUGCUGAGGACCAGGUACCUCGGAGGAAGAUCCUAGGAGUCCUGACUUCUGUACCUUCUUCCCCUCCUCACUCCGUGCCCAUCUGCCCCAGCGACUCGGGGAAGGCAGAGAACGCCCUAGCAAACCCUGUUGUACAUAUGCGGGAGCCCGCAGCGAGAAGCCGGGACAGCGGGGGAGCCCCAGCCGGGUCCUCCUCUUGCCCCUGGAGCUGCCGGCUGGAUCGAGGAGCCGCUGCGCCGUGCGCGUCUCCCCUCCAGCUUCACCCCUUGCUCCUGGGGACCUCGGCUCAUCUCGCCGUCCUUCGGGUCCUACCGAGUCACAGACCUGCCUGCCUGCUGCGGGUCCCAAGUUCUCUACUCAGAUCCUUACCAAACCUUCGCUGGUAGAGAAGGCCGGGGCAGCAAGUGCGAGACCAAAUACCAUUUUGCCAAUGAGUCUGAUGAGGCUGAGGUCCCUGGACCCAGUCACAAUGUUUUUGUAGAAUUAUUGAACCCGAUGCUGACUGGUGUUUUAAAAAAAUAAUAAUAAACAACUUGCUUCCUUUUGGGCCACCCCCACGAAGGGCUGAUUUCACAAUCUGGGGGGCGAGCAGCCUCAAGGAACACAAUCCCCCUGCCCACCAAAAAGAGGAUUGGAACAUCAGAGAGGAGAGGCGGCACCUCCUGUGGGCACAAGUGCAGUGGAGCCGAGCUGGGUCUGGGUUUCCUCUCUCCUGACUUCUGCUGCUUGCUCUCAUAGCCUUUUGUGUAGAGUGACGUGUUUGUAUCUUUCCUGUAAAUAGAGAGCUGGUGAACCAGGAGUCCGUCUUAGUGUUAGGUGGCCGCAGUAGGGCCGAGGUCCUGCUCUUGUGCACAGCCACACCACCGCCGCCACCACUGGCAGCCCCCCAGAGACGUGGCAGCUCCUGGUCACGGUGCUAAAGGACUCGGGUGCAGUGUGUCCAGUGGGUACGGACUUGUUGCAUGUAAACGCUGUGGUGUGUCUGGUCCUUGACCUGGCUGUUGCGUGUGUGGGGGGGGUUGCUUUGUGUGGUAUUUUGUCCCCCCUCCAAGAUGAGAGGAGGUGGCCUGGCUCCGAAGAGCUACCCCAGGUAAGGUUGGAUGCGCGGUAGGCAGAGUUGCCAUCACAUCUCCAGUACAGGAACAGUACCUGCCUCUACGAAGGAGGCAGGUGGCUGGGAUGGGGGUGUCCCUAAAGCUUUCCAAUGACUUCAUUCUUCCCCUUCUGGAGACUAGUAGUAACAUCUUACGAUUGCAGCUUCGUUAAUUAUAACCGUAGGUAUUUAUUGAGCGCAGGAAGGAAGGCUCGGUAUUUUUUCAGCUUUAUUUAUGUAACACUUGCUAGCUUGUACAAGGCGAGUAUAGAAUACUGUAUCUGCAUUCUCUGAGACCGACUGUUGGAGCUGCCCUUCCCACCGUUGCCGAUGGCUGCAUGGGUGAUGUUGCACAAUGGGAGGGGAUGGGAGGAAGCAAGCAAGCGCGUUCAGCUAACCACAUAUCCUAACUGAAGGGGGUGGCGGCAUGCGGGGGUGGUCUCCGACCCUCUGCCCUCCAGGUCUCUGCCUUUUUCUUCCCAGAGCCCCUCCCUCGGUCUCCAUGGGGAAACUGGACCCAGUGACAGGUUGCACUUUGGUGAGCUUGGUGGUCCCCACACAUGUUCUGUGGACAACUGACAUGAGCUGUGUGUGCACGUGCACACACAUGCAUGCAUGCCCGCACUGGCAGUUUCCUGGCAAGUAGCCCUCUGACUUUUUGUGUACAUAGAUGUAAACACGAAUUUUUGUGGGUUUUGGUUUGCUCUGUUGUCCUUCCCCUGUGCUAGCUUGUGUGUAUCCUGCCAGGUGGGUGUCGUGGAAGUUGCCCUAGGAGUCCACAUGAGCCCCGCGUGCUCCUGGUCAAGGCCUGGAGGGGAGGAAGUGCCCUCUGCUCUCCCAGUUCCAUUGUGUAGCAACCCUGCAGCACUGCUUUUCUCUGGCUUCUUGGCACAACCAGAAGGAAAAAGCUGGCUUGCCCUGGACCAAUCCCACCCACACACACACAUCCCCAAGCCAGUCAAGGGCCAGUGGGGGACCGCAUGCUCGGAAACGGUGCGCUGCUGCGGCUGCUUCUGGCUGACGGUUUCCCUCACCGACGGCUGCACUGCACCUCUUCUGCAGAAGGGCCAGCUGGUCCCCGCUCUUCUUAACCGUGGGGUGGGCGCUCGUUCUGCCUGGAAUAGGGCUUAGGGGACUUGGCUGGGUCUGGGGCACUUAUGCAGGGUCUCAGCUGCCCUCUCUGAUGGGAGGGUGGGUUUGUGAAGGCCAGGCCCUUAGAGGGGUCUCUGGGAGACAGAAGACCCUGAGAGGUGCACGUGGUCCUUUGACUGUCGAGUCUGCCAAGGAAGGGCUGGCUAGAUGAUGAUGACUGCUCCCAGGCUGGACACAGGAACAAGGUUGGUGGGGGAGCAGAAGCCCAGUGACUGUCACCUUGCAGCCUGCUGGCCUCCCUGUGCUGCCCCCAGGGCAUGUCUGGUGGGAUGGGGCAGUUUCCUAGGGCAUCCCGCCAGCCUGAGGCUCAUGCCUUGGGUAACAUUUUCCCACCCUGUGCUUACUGUGACAGUCGGUGACAAGUUGUGCGUUGUCUUCUCUUGCUUUCUCCCCUCGCGGUCCCACAGUCCAGUUUCAUGUAAAACACAGAAGAGCUGUUGCUGGCUCCCAUGCCGCCACGUCCCUGCUUUGUUGCCCCUUCUCGCCCCACUACGAAAGUCACCACAGAAGGUUUCCUUUGUAUAGAAUAUUUAUUUUGAAGCUCUAUUUUAAUAGUAUUUAUUUUAGAAAGUCUACUAUUGUAAGAGUUCUUCUGUUUGUGAAGAAAAAAAACAAGUUAAAAACUGAAUGUACUGAUCUAGAAAAUAUCUAUAAAUAUAUAUUGUUAAAUAUACACAGGACUGCUGUU